This is a messenger RNA of Hippocampus comes (tiger tail seahorse), 1538 nucleotides long. RefSeq names its product coiled-coil domain-containing protein 106-like. Gene Ontology annotation, cellular component: nucleoplasm. The coding region runs from base 177 to 1229 and encodes 350 amino acids. The record is from RefSeq and is a predicted model, not a curated record. NCBI's taxonomy places the organism in Eukaryota, Metazoa, Chordata, Actinopteri, Syngnathiformes, Syngnathidae. The transcript has 7 exons.
CUUGAGGCAGGAGCCAUAACGGUGUACUGCGCAUGCCCGUGAGUCUGACCACCUGUUGGGACUUCUUAUAAUCAAGUAAUUGGUCGUAUUACAGAAGAAUAAACCUCAAAGUUUCCCUCGACUUAUCGGGCGACGAAGUGAACGUCAAACGCGUCUUUCUGUGCUCUGUUUGCAGGAUGAAUCCAGCGUGCAGCUCGGACGAUGCGAGCAUGCCAGCUCAUGACAUGGCUACUGCAGCAGCAGCAGCGGCAGGAGGAGGAGGCAGAGGAGGUUUGUACCCAGAGUGUUACGAGGUGUCUUUCCCCAUCGAGGAGGGCAUGGAGAGGCUCACCUCCUACCACCACGGCCAACAGAUGCCGGACGAACCCAGCAUGCAGGAGGCGCCCCCGUCUCAGUACAGCCCCUUCAUCCUGGUGUCCAACCUGCGGGCUCACCUCUACGUGGCGCUGGAGAAGAACGCCUGGCUGCAGAGGCGCAUCGAGGAGCUAGAGGAAGAGCGCAACUUCCUGCGCUGCCAACUGGACCGUCUCAUCGUCGGCAUGCGGGGGCUGGAGGAGUGGUGUGGCGGCGCCCCACGUGGUGUGAAGGUGCAGCCUGCCAGCCCCACUAGGCCCCCCUCACCUAUGACCACCCGCUCCGGAAUGACCCUGAAGCGCCUGCAAGGACCCGGACAGCGGCCACACCAUGGAACUGCCAUCCCUGUCAAGCAAGAGUUUCACCUGGAGGAGGAAAACUUCUACACGGACGAGGAGUACUUCGAGGAGCAGGAGGAGGAGCAGGAAGAGGUUGACGAAGAGGAGGACACUUUGCUGGAGGCCAGCAUCAAGAAGAAGGGCCGAGGGCGAGCCGGCGAGCCCAGGAUGAAAAUGAGGAGGAUCUUUCGCAUCACCCACGGCAGGGAGAGGCAGAGAGUCAAAGACCCGGACGGUGUUUUGAUCCGCUACAAGAAAAUCCUGGCCACCUACCAGCGUGUGAGAAGCAUGUCCCGAGCUUUCCAGAUCCACGGGGUGGACCGUAACACCAUGGCUUCCACGUCUCCAAUCGCCGAGCUCCUGCUGGUGGCGCCAGACAAGAUGGCCGAAGUGGGCGAGUUUGAGGCGGCCAAGGAGAAGCUUCUGGACUACGCCAGACGCUGCUACAAAAUCAUGGACGAGCAGACGCACGACAAAGUUCAGACCAUGAAGAAAAGUCACAAGCUGCUGCCUAUCUCCUACCGCUUCAGGAACUGAAGCGCCCCACAUCCAGCGUUGACCCUUUGGCCAGAAGAAAAAGGUGGACUUCGAUGGACUUCCGCGCGUUGCGUGAAGCUACUUUAUUUAUCCAUUUAUUUAUUUUUCUACUUUAUCCAACAUUUCUGGAGGCAAGUCCCAGUUAAAUGAUAAGAAGUGACCUCAGUUCUUUUGAGAUCCGUUUUAUUUAUGCCUUCGAGUUUACACGGCAUGUACAUUUAGAAGUCGGAUUGCCAAACAUGUUGCACGCUCUGUUUAAGUUGUUCUGGUCAUUGUCAUCAUGUUGGGCAAAUAAAAGUUGACAUUUUU